AUGCUGCUGCCGCUGCUGUUGGUCCUGUCGCUCGGCCAGGCCAGGGGCGAUGCGUCGCCCGCCCCAGCCGCGGGUGACGCCGCUGUGGACCAGGUGCUCACGCGGCCGGCCACACUGUACGAGUCCUCCGCGCGGGUCGCUGCCGAUCCGUCCCACCAGAGCUUGGCUCAAGGCCUGGACCAGAUCAAGCAGACACUAGCAUCCGUUGUCUCCCGGCUGGACUCUCUGCAAGAGGCACAGAGCUCUGUCUCUGCAAGGUUUGACUCCCUGCAAGAGGUCCAGAGGUCUGUCUCCGCAAAGCUGGACUCAGUGCAAGAGGAUCAGGGAUCUGUCUCCGCGAAGUUGGACUCAAUGCAAGAGGUCCAGGGUCUUGUCUCCGCAAGGUUGGACUCAAUGCAAGAGGUCCAGGGUCUUGUAUCCGCAAGGUUGGACUUAAUGCAGGAGGUCCAAGGUCUUGUAUCCGCAAAGUUGGACUCAAUGCAAGAGGUACCAGACUCUAUCUCCGCAUGGCUGAGCUCAGUACAAGAGACCCAGAGCUCAAUUUCAUCCCACCUCGACUCUGUGUCAUCUCGGCUAGACUCUAUGCAGGAGGCGGAGAACACGCUCUCAAUACUUCUGCUCAAAUCUGCGCAGAACUCCCAGAGCUUAGUCUCCCACCGGCUGGACGACGUCGAGAAGUCUGUAGCAGCAAUCUCCUCCAUACCGGAGGCUCUGUCGGACCGCUUGCAGGACAUCCAGACUGCUGUCAACCGCACCCCAUGGAGAGCGCUCGGCGACCCUUGCAUAAACGACACCGACUGCUCUGAUGUACUACCCGACUCGGUCUGCGGCAGCGACGGCACGUGCACGUGCGCUGAAGGCCUCAGACAAUACUCACGUGCGCAGUGCGCACAGAUGCCUCGUCUGGGGGAAGCCUGCACGACGAGUGAGAGCUGUCAGAUUGAAACGACGCUCUCUGUGUGCACCCAUGGCUUUUGCAGCUGCAGGCCAGGGUCCUGGAACCGAGACAACGUGGAGUGUCGCCAAGCUGUGGACAUCGGUGAAGCAUGCGCCUUCGAACAGGACUGCUCUCUGCACCGCUCCAACAUCACCUGCAGCUCGGGCACGUGCACGGAACGCGUCUGUCCUGCUGUUGCGAUUAAAGGCUGUAAGUGGAAAAGUUCGCAGUGA
This is a messenger RNA of Pollicipes pollicipes, 1170 nucleotides long. RefSeq lists its product as uncharacterized. The record is from RefSeq and is a predicted model, not a curated record. NCBI's taxonomy places the organism in Eukaryota, Metazoa, Arthropoda, Thecostraca, Pollicipedomorpha, Pollicipedidae. The transcript has 4 exons. Bases 1 to 1170 code for a protein of 389 amino acids.